Fusarium redolens is the source of this 1133-nucleotide messenger RNA. RefSeq names its product ornithine decarboxylase antizyme-domain-containing protein. The record is from RefSeq and is a predicted model, not a curated record. Gene Ontology annotation, molecular function: ornithine decarboxylase inhibitor activity. Gene Ontology annotation, biological process: positive regulation of protein catabolic process. Gene Ontology annotation, cellular component: nucleus; cytoplasm. The transcript is spliced from 3 exons. The coding region runs from base 1 to 819 and encodes 272 amino acids. NCBI's taxonomy places the organism in Eukaryota, Fungi, Ascomycota, Sordariomycetes, Hypocreales, Nectriaceae.
AUGGCGCCAAUGAAUAAUCAGAAUUUGAAUUACAGUAGUAAUUACGGCGAGGCCGCUGCCCAGAAGGUCAAUGUCCUUGCCUCUUGCUACCUCGUCGACUCUGCCGCCAACCUCAAGGGCCUCCACUACUGCACUACCGGGGUUGCAGGUCCCUUCCUCAGGACUACCCUCCCCUCCAACAAGCCCCCCCUCGCCGCACUAACCUCGUCUAACGAGCUCGCCCUUCUGCCCAAGAGCAAGAAGCGCGAGAUCCCAGGCCGGCGCCUGGGUCGACGAGGGGGGGCAGCACUUUCGAUCAGGGAAGAAUGUGAGAGAUUCUUUUGCGAGUCCAUGAAGGCGACUUUCCACGGUGAGAGGAAUUCGUCCAUGAAUGGCUCCGGCCUGUCUGGUGCUUUUUUACCAACGCCGCCGUCCGAUGACCGGCUUCCCGAACACUUCAAGCCUGUUUCUGAUGACAAGCUAUCUGCCUACAAUAUUACCGCUUGGCUGGAGAUGUGGGACUAUGCCGGCGGAGCGAGCUUCCGUGCCUUUGUUGCUGAUGACGGAGAGGAGAAAUCCCUCUUUGUUUUCUUUGAUAUCGAAGGCGUACUUGGCCGAGACCUGAAAAAGGCUCUGAUGGCUCUUAUCGAACUGGCCGACGGUCCUCUGGACUGUGCCCACAUUGUCACUUGCAUAGAUAGACGCAUCCCUGCGGACGACGUCCACUCUUUGACCAAAAGUCUACAGUGGGUUGGCUUCGACAUGGUUACUCUAGACCACUGGGCUCAUGGUCUUGAUGUCACGAGCAAGAAGUGGAUGUUGAUGGGUAUGGAGCUAUAGGUAUCGUCGCUUUCCUGUCUUUUGUGGAGUUAGGGAGUGGAUGUAUUUCCUUAGUUUCUGUUGUGUCAUUUUUCGUUCGUCGGUGUUUACCAAAUUUUGUCUGGAGGCUCUCUCGGCGGUUUGCUCUGCUAUUCUUGGAGAGAUCUGGCAGCGUCGGGCGUUGAGUCGCAGAAAAGUUCAACAGUCCCAGGGCUUUUGGCGCAUCUCUUUUCUUUUCGUUCACGGAUUUUAAGGGUGUAGGAGCUUAUAGGUGUUUUUGUCAUUCUGAAGCUUUCACGGUGAUGACUUUCAACGUAGUACAAACCUGCUAGUUA